GUGAAACAGACAAAAACCGAUAAGGUAAAGCUGGAUGACUUAAAAAUGUAUGCCUGUGCAGUAACUGUUUAAAUCCGUUUAAACUCUUAUCCCACGCGUGGUACUAAUAGCACAGCAGCGCCACCCUGUGUUUGAUUUGUUGCCAUAGGUCUAAAAAAAUAAUAGCAAUUUCUCCUUGAUUCCCCUGAUACUCCUCGAACUAAAACCUAAGGAUACAACCUGUUGUGGACUGCAAAACCUGUAGAAUUAUCAGAAUUACUUCACAAAAACAAAAGUAGUUCACAAAAAAAGUACAUUAACUCAAACUAAACUAAUCUCUGUCCUACAGCCUCCAUUAGAGGGCAAGUUCUGUUUUAUUUAAACCCCAUUAUCAGAAAUCAGAAUUCCUCAUAUAGAACAAGGAAUUUGACUUGGUGUUGGCAGGUGGUGCAUCUCAGCAUAAAAAAGUACAAACAGUACAACAUACAACAUGACAUGGUACUUGAAUAGUGCAAUUCAGGAUAAAUUGAAAUGAAGGACGUGAGGAUAGAUUCGAUGAUGGCAGUGUAGAAGUUUAACAACAUCUUUACAUGAAGGUGAAACUUCUUCAGCUGCCUCAGGAAGUGCAUCCUCUGCUGAGCCUUCUUAGUGAUGGAGCUGAUGUUUUGCUCCCACUUUAAGGUCCUGCCUGAUGAUGGAGCCCAGGAAGCAGAAAGACUCCACAGAGGUCAUCGGAGUGUCACAGAGGAUGACAGGGGGGAGUGGGGCUGGGUCCUUUCUGAAGUCCACUGUCAUCUCCACUGUCUUCAGAGCAUUGAGCUCCAGGUUGUUGCAUGUUGCGCUGCACCGUGAUACCAGAUUGGCUAUCUCACUCCUGUAGGCUGACUCAUGAGGGUGGUGUCGUCAGCAAACUUCAGGAGUUUGACAGACAGGUGUCCAGAUGAGAUGUCCUCUUUGAUGGAGAGGGGUGUGAGGGGGGUAUGGGAUGCUGAGGUGUGAAGCUGUGUGGAUGGAUCUGGUGGGGGUGUGGGGGGAAAGUUUGUUUCUGUUUCUGGUUUGACAGAAGAGGUCUGUACCGUUGUCUGUACCGUUGCUGAGCCUGUCUGUUGAUGACCAUUGCUUGUUUUACUGACGCCGAGAUCGCCUAGCCCUUGUCUGUCCUGUCGUCGAGCCUGCGUGUUGCUGACCAUCGCCUGUCCACAGACGCCGAACUGCCUGAUCCUCCGGUACCGUAUUCCUGUCUCUCUGUUGCUGACCCAUGCUUGUCUGACUGCAGUUAUCAACCUGCUCCUUGUCUGAAGAUUGUGCCAGUGAUCUCCAGCUCGCUAUUCUGUACCCUGCACAAUAAACAUUAUCUAUUUGGAACAAGUUGGACUCUGUGCCGUGCAUGUGGGUCCGGUCUGUCAAGACAACUGCCGCGCCUGACACUCGUACUCCUGCAUACCGCGUAACUCGUCUGCACUGAACUCUGACUCAUACAACUAAGCACAAAUAUCAGACUUUGCGUGCUAAAGUACUUGCUGUCUUCUAAAUAAUCUGCAGCAGGACCUCUGGCCACUGAAUAUUAGUGCUGUACAGGUAUGCGAAGAAAAACAAAGGCGGACAGCAGUUGGGCUCCAGCAGGCUGGCCCCGCCCCCUCUCAGGCUGGCCCCGCCCCCUCUCAGCCCGACUGUUGCUGGGGCAGGUAGUCUGUGAGCCGAAGGUAGUCUGUGAGCCACAGGUAAAAAAGCCUCUGUCCUGUUUCAGAGGCUUUUUGCAGAGGAAUAAAUGAUGAUGUUCCUGCAUAGAUAAUAUGGAGGGUACGGAGUGUUUCUUCAUUCUUAAAUACUACCCAACAUCAUUUGUAUCAGUAUCGCUUUAAGUUCACUUUUAUGUAUAUACUAAGAUAUAUCAAACCAAAGUUUAAUCACGUGAUUAAGUAUUCUUGGUUUAUACGUACAAGUAUAAAAAGAGGUUAAAUGUUUAUUGUCUAUAUUUGUAAUUAUACUCAGGUAUACUUGACUCAAUCUGACAAGUAUACAGAAAAGUAUAAAUGUGUUAGAUGAAUGAGUUAUGUGUUAACUGAAUGUGUGAAUGUGUAAGCCAGGAAUACUAUCAUAGCAAAUCCAUAAUGCAUGCAUGCAUAGCUUAAGUGAACCUGAGUUUGCACAAAGUCAGAGAUUUUGUACAUAAUUGGUACGUGCACUUUUAAAGUGUACUAAUAGUACCUACAGUAUCUAGAGGUUGGUUAGCUCAUGUGGUCAGACCAGUGUGUUGAUAAUGUUCAAUCCCAAUGUCCGUUCAGGUCUAUAACUGUGCAAGAAGAAUUAGGUGCCUCAUUAGGAGACGGCAUGGGAAGCAGAAAAUUCCAGGUUAAAACAGAUACUUGCUCCCCCUGCUACACUAUAAACUACAGGUGUACUAAUAGUAGCCUGUAUUAAGUACACUAAUAGUUUAGUUGUUUAGUACAGUUAGUAGUCAAGAAGUACAUAAUUAGUACAUGCUAAAUAACGUUUAUUUAGAGUGAAUUUUAAUGCAGUAAAUAGUAGUAGUAAACGUGACUAAUUCUAUGCCUAAAGUUUACUAAUCAUACAUUUACAUUUAAAAUAUAAUUCAAGUGAACUUUUAAGGACUGAAAAGUGGGCAAACUUAGUCCCAAGAAGUAUUAAAAGAGUAAAAUUGUGGGGAUACAGAUUUACAUAUAGUAAGUAUACUUAAUCUGUAACUAGCUAACAACAUUUGCAUCUCUGUCCAGCUUCAAUCCUUCUAAGUAGAGAUUUGAUAAGCAAAUCAGCAGAGACACAAUGUGGAAUGAAAUGCAGGUCAAGGACGCAGCAAACGUGUUUAUGUAUCUGAGGGGGAAACUACUGCAUCAGAUGUCACACAGUAAAAUACACUGUACAUGGUUACAGCCUGUCUAUUAGAGCCCACACAUUCAGUGCGUUGAACAGCAUCUGUAACAAGUCAGAACCUGCUGUGUAGAAUGAAAUCUACUGAAACCUUCUCUGUGCAGGAAGCCAUGAAGACCCUACAACUUUACUAGAUUCUUUACCUGCCUUUACUCAGAAACAUCUUCUUUUAGUUAACUGAUUUGCUGCUGCCAUUGGAUGAUAAGGAUGCCAAAGUGUUACACACUGUUCAAUAAAGGUGAUCACCCAGUGUGAAUGGGUGGUUGCUCCUGAGAUCUUGUCUCACUCUAAUUCUGCAUUUUAAUGUUUGGAAACCUAAUCAAAACACUUUGAUUACUUACUGCAUUAGGAAAGUUAUCCUUAAUAGAACUACAGAGGUGCUGGAGCAAGAGAGAAAGUAACAAUGGCAACAUGCAGCAACACAUCAAGACUCUACUGCAGUAGAGUCAGUUUCUGUUGUACCUGUAUUAGUGAAAACCAUGCUAUCCUCAGGUACUUUAGGCUGUUUGUCUGAUCAUUACUGGUGGAAUAGUAUACAAUUUUCACAGCUCCACAUUGAUAGUGAAUGCUAGCAGAUAGAUAUUGAGAGAAGCCUUCUCUUAGUACAUAAAGUCCUGACCUGGGGCUUUAAACUUGUCAAUUUUAAACUUUAAGUCCUGACUCCCAAAGACACACAAAUUGUACUUAAAAUAUGUCUAUAUAUGUCAUAUCACAUUAAUUUGUUGUUCCCACAUUUUUAAGAUACAGUAUAUUUCAGGAAUAACAUUUUUGAAACACAUAAAAAUACUAAAUUCUGUUUAUCUUUAUUAUGAGUGUGAGUGGAGGAAAUCUUGAUGUCCAAACAUCUGUGUUGGAGGAGACAUUUGUCAUCAAGGAGUGUCUGUGUGACGGAUCUUACAUUUGUUUAAGCAGGGUGACUCAGAGCUUAAAGUGGCAAAUCUGGAUGUUGACUGGGGACAAACGUUUUCAUAAAGUCACUAGUUAUAACAGUAGAUCAGCCUAAAGACAAUACGUAUAGUUUAAUGUCAGCAUCUGCCAGAGCAGCAUGAAGACCAGCGGGCUGUUAUUUGGUGUCCUGUGUCUCUCAGGGUGUCUCAUUUUCUCUACAUGCUUCAUCCAUAAGUAUCACUUCAUCAAUAUUAAUUCAACUUGGAAUCAAGCUCAGACCUACUGCAAAACCAAAUACAUAGACCUGGCCACGAUUAACAACAUUACAGAAGUAAAUCAGUUUAUCAGCACAGUUUCGUCUGCUGGUUACAAUUCUAAGGCUUGGAUUGGAAUUUAUGUCACGCUUUCUGGUAAUUGGAUAAAUGCAUACUCAGCUAAAUAUUUAAACUGGAGGACGCCACAAGGAAGCGAGACAUUCAUACAGGGGACCUGGUGUGGGUACAUCAGUUCAAAUACAUUGUGGUAUGCAAACUGCACAGCAGAGCAUCCAUUUAUCUGUGAUAAUGGGACCCAGAAGACCUUUGUUAAUGUGCCAAUGGAUUAUUUGAACGCUUGGAGCUACUGUAAAGGAAACCUUACAGACCUAACGGCACCAUUUGCCUCAUCAGUUAAUGUAUGGCUCAUUAAUGUAACGGCUUUGGUCCCAAGUGGACAACAAGCGUGGUUCGGGUGGAUUGGCUUUAAACAUUUCUUCUGGUCGGAUUUAAGCCCCGUCUCGUUCAAUUACUGGAACGAGUUGCCACAAUUAUUUGAUACCGUUGGUGUGAUGCGAGGUGCUGCAGAUUUACAGAGGUCUGGAAUAUGGAGCUUUCUGUCUACUAAGUUGCUACCAUUUGUCUGCUACACGGAGCAAGUUCCAGAGGACACUAUAAAAGUGCUUAAGCUGAGGGUGAGCUCCUCUACAGAUGUCAAUGACUUUGCUGUGGAAGCAAACAUUCUGUCACAGCUCCAGAUGAAAUUUAUGAAACAAGGACUGAGUGGAGCUUCCCUGAAGUGGAGAAAACAGCCUGAUGGGAAAAUCUUCCUAAAGAAGGGAAACAGUGGAAUCUCAUACAAACAUGAAUGUCAGGUUAACUGUUAACAUAUCAUAGACCUAUUUGUAGAUAUCAUGUAUGUUAGUGAAAGUUUUCCUCAGACAGAACUGAAAAGUAUGACUUUUUUGUUAUUCAUAAACAUCGCACCAGUAACACUUACACUAAUAUAAUACCUUAAAUCACAGCACAGUGUCCCCUACAUUAUGGCACUAUAUGAAGUUGAAUAGACUUUGUGAUUGCAGAGAUAAAUUCAUUUGACUGUAGCUAUGCCAUUUUCCAGAAAACCCUCAGAAAAAAGUCAUGGGGCUGAAAAGGCUAGCAGAGCUAUUGUUUCACUUGGUUUUUUUUAUUAUUCAUCCUUCAUCAUCUAUCUAUUUAGUUGUAUGAAAAACUCUUAGUACUAUGGUACUUCACUAUGCUGAAGGCAUGUUGUAUAUGGUCGUAUUCCAUUUUAAUUAUCCAUAGGCAGCUGAAUGGUCUUAAUUGUGUUUUACUUAUGUCAAUAAAAUAUUUGCAUGUUACUAUGACUUUGUGUACGUUUGUUAAAGUAAUUGCAAAAAUGAAGUACAGUUUGUAUUAAUAAAAUAAUUAAUGUUACUUCCAGGUUUGUCUCAUCCUUAUUUUUGUGGCUUUUCCACCUGUUUUGUAUUUCUUUUCACUAUUUAUUCCUUCAGCUUUCUCUCCUUCCUUGUCACCAGUUGCAGCUCCGAUGUCACAAAAAUAUUCAUUAACCGUUAAGGAACUGAUCAGUCAUAAUGACUUUACAUGUGAACAGGAGGGAUUAAACUUUUGCAAACAGUGACGUCAAAACUGAGAUUAUUGCUAAGUAACCAGGGGAUUUUCUGCCCUCUGGUGGUUGUGUUGACUCAAACAAAGCCACAAACCGUUUCUGAAGAAACACAAAUUUAACAUAAAACAACAAACAAA
Betta splendens (Siamese fighting fish) is the source of this 5777-nucleotide messenger RNA. RefSeq names its product secretory phospholipase A2 receptor-like. The record is from RefSeq and is a predicted model, not a curated record. The transcript is spliced from 5 exons. The coding region runs from base 3914 to 4897 and encodes 327 amino acids. Lineage: Eukaryota; Metazoa; Chordata; Actinopteri; Anabantiformes; Osphronemidae.